Messenger RNA from Ordospora colligata OC4, 234 nucleotides. RefSeq lists its product as uncharacterized. The transcript has a single exon. The coding region runs from base 1 to 234 and encodes 77 amino acids. The record is from RefSeq and is a predicted model, not a curated record. Lineage: Eukaryota; Fungi; Microsporidia; Ordosporidae.
AUGAGUCGUACGUUCAACAGUCGUAAGAAAAUAGAAGCUAGGCAAAGGAUGCUGGAAGCCGAGGCUGAGAAACAAAGGAAAGAAGAGGAGUUGAAGGAAAAUGAGCUUGAGAAAUACUGGGCAAUUGGUGCAAAGGUUCCUGGAAGGAAAGAAAGAGAAGAUGAAAAACGAAUAAUGAAAGAAAAGAGAAAGCAAGAGCUUAAGGAGCUUUAUGAGAAAGAAAUGAAUGGUUGA